AUGGAAAUGGCCCUUCCGGUAGCGUCUGGAGCCAAUCAGCAGCCGCUCCUGCCGCCGCAGGCGCUUCAGAAUCAGCACCAGCGUCAGCCAAUCAGGAAGAAGGUGUCAAGAGACCGAGGCGCGAGGUUGAUUGAGGAGAGAGCGGUGGGAGCCGGGAGAGAGAGUACGGCGGUGCUUAGGCAGUCGUCGGAGCAGCGGGGUCAGGAGCUAGGGGGUUGUGAGGGUGCGAGGCAGCGCGAGGAGCGUUCUGGGGAGAUGGUGCCGGCUGUAGCAGGGGAUGUGAUGUUAGAGGGGGUGAGUGUAGCGGAGAGAGGUUGUGGCGACGGUGGGGAAGCGAGGAGCGUGGAAAUAAAGGAGGAGGAGCAGGAGUGGGUGGUGGGGGCAGGGGAGGAGGAGAAGGAAGGGGAGGAGCGGGAGGAGGCGGGAGAUAACAGUAGGCAGAAGCAGGUGCAGGAAGAAAGGGAAGAGGAGGGGAGAGUGAAGCAGGAGCAGGGGCUGUCGAGCACAGGUGGUCAGAAGCAGCAGGGGGGGAUUGCUGAGGCGAGCAGACAUGUGCAGGAUGGCACGGACGUGGUUGCGUUGGAGGGCGAAUGGGGUGAGGGAGACGACGGCGAGCAGGUUGUGUACAGGCUGUGCAGGGUGGACCCGGUUGACCCCGUUGACUCCGUUGACUUUCUUGACGCCAUGCCCAUAUCGGAGCGCGAGCUGGAGGAGCUCCAAACGUGGAUGCUCCGCCAUGCGCCCGACGCGCUCGCCCUGCUCUUGCCGCCUGGGGCGCUGGGGGCUCGGGGGGAGGCAGACAUGGCGGGGCGGCCAUCGGGGGAAGGAUUAGGUUUGGGGGAGGACGGCGGUGCGGACGAGCCCCCCCUGCCGUCGCCGCCUCUUCAAUGGUGGAACGGGGAGGUGGGAGUGGUAGGAACUGGGCAGCCACGUGGCAGGUCGCUAUUGGCUAGAGGGCAGGCACGAGCGGAAGGGCGGAUAGGGAGAGACGUGAAGGCGGAAUUAGGGUUGGGGCUGGAUGACGUGAAGAGUGGGCGGGACGGCCGCUCGGGUCAAUCAAACCUUCGUGGGGCCAUUAACGGCAUGCUUGCUCCGGUAGCCAAUGAGACGAGGACAGGUGUCCACGCGCGUCAGGAGUUUCUGGAUUUUCUCCUGACGGAGAUUUCGCACCACGAGCUCGCUGUGGGCCAAAGUAGCGUAACCCCCGGCCCCCACCCGCACCCCCAUCCCCGUGCUGAACUCUCCGCCCCUGACUCUCUCCCAACUCCGCCCCCCCCAUCCCACCAUCCAGCCCACGAUCAGCACCAUCCCCCCUUCCUCUCCGCCCCGCGCUCUCUCCCCGCUCAUGGGCGGGUGGGGCGGCCAAGGGGAGCUCUGGGCGGGGUGCGGGGGCGGAGGGGGAGAGGGAGGGGCGUGGGAAUGGCUCGGCGCGCUGCUAAUGGCGGCGUUGGUGGUUCAGGGCGCGCGGAGAAUGGGGGGGACGCGCACACUGCCGAUGGCGCAGCAGUGAGGGGCGGGGAGGAGGAGGAAGGGGCGGACGGCGGCGCACAGGGGGCGGGGGAGGAGGGGGAGGGAGCGAGUGCAGGGGGAAGGGCGAGGGUGGGGCGCCGCAGCAGGUGGCGGUUGGGGGGCCGGGGGAGGGACGAGGAGGUUGUGCGGAGAGGAUGGGGGGCUGCGCAUCCUCUGUCAGGGGGAGAGGGAGGGGCGCAAGGAGGGCCAGCAGAGGGAGCAGAGGAAGGAGAAAAGGGAUUGGAGCGAGAUGGAGAAGCAGGGCUAGCCGCUGCUCCGCCUGCUGAGGCGGGCGGGGCAGGUAUGGGGCAGGGAGCAGCAGGGGGGACUGGCGCCAGUGGGCGUGCCCCAGCAAGUGCAGCCCCUGGCGCUGCCCCACACCCGCCCAGCCCCCGCCAUCUCCGCUCCUCCCCCAUUGCUUCCGCCCCCGCUUCCCCGGUUGCACGGGCUAGAGGGGCGCAGAGUGGGGCGCAGCCGGUGGAGGAGGGCAGGGGGAGGAGAGUGAGCGCGAGGCGGGGCGGUGGGCGGCUGGCAGCAGCACUGCAGGCGAAGGUAGAGCCGGGGGAGGCGACUUCUGAGACUGCCGCUGUAACUGCAGCAGGGGGAUCAGCGGUUGGAGGUGUUUCUGCUGCGCCUGCUGCGGAGGCAUCCGUAGGAAGGGUUGUGUGGAGUGGGAGUGAGGCGCAGCAGGUGGCACAGCAGCAGGGCGGAGAGGCUACGGAGGGGGGGAGAGGGGGAGGAAAGAGGCGGAGAUUGCAGUCUGGGUGGCGGGCAAUGGGGGAAGGGAGAGUGAAGCGGGAGGGGGAGGGGCGAGGGGAGGGUGAAGAGGCAGAUGGAACUGGAGGGAUGUUGGGAGAGGGAGUGCGGGAGGGGGGUGAGUAUACAGCAGCAGAUGGAGCAGAGGAGGGUGGAGACGAGGCGGCAUCAGAGCGAAUGAGUGAUGACGCGGACGAAACUUCAGAGGCUGAAUAUGCUGAAGUUGCUGCAGUGGGUGCAGACUCAGGCGGUGGUGCCGGUACUGCCAGCGCUGGUGCUGAUACGCGCGCGUCUGUGGACGGGGCUGGAGCAGCGUUGUGGAAUGAGGUGGGGGGCAGGGGCGCACGUGGGAAGGGAGUGAGGGCGGGACGAGGCAGAGGCAGAGGCAGAGGGCGUGGCAGGUGGAAGGUGGAGGGGCGGCUGGGGAGGGACGUGCUGGGUAGAAGAGCGAGGAGUAGGGACGGAGGGGCGGGGAGAGAAGCGAGGUGGAAGAGCCGUGUGGGCGGGGAGGCAGAAGCAGGAGAUGAGGAGGAAGCUGGCUGGGCGAGUGACCUGAGGGAAGGGGAGGGAGCAGAGGAGGAGAGAGUGGGGGAGGAGAGAGUGGGGGAGGAGAGAGGGCAGUCAGAAGGUGCGAGGGAGGUGCAAGAGAUCAGUGCCGGGCGAAAUGGGAUGGAAGGGGAAAGUCGGGGCAGGGGUGAGGCAGGCGAAGGGGCAAGUGAGGAGGAGCAAGGGAAACGGGGAAAAAAGGAGGGCGUGAGCGGGGCCGUGGCCCCUUCGGUGUCAAGGCAGCUGAGGCUGCAGCGACGGCAGAUGAUUCAGAAGCAGUGGGAGGAGCGGCAGCGCAUGCAGCAGCAGGUUCGGCAGGCUGAGGCUCAGCGAAAACAGGUUCGGCAAACACAAGGUGAAGAAUCGCAGGCUCGGGAGGGGCGGCAGGAGGCAGAGGAGGAACGUAUGCAGCCCCAGGGUGGGGCUGUGGCGGAGAGGUCAGCGGGUGGAGAGGAGGGCGAGACGAAGGGGGGAAGAGACGGGGGAGAGGAGGGAGAAGCGGGACAAGGUGGAGGAACAAGAGAAGCAGGAGAAGGGGGUGAAGGGGGAGAAGGUGCUGAGGUGCAGGAUCUGAGAGCGAGCAGCGGAGGGGAAGACGUGGAGAUGGAGGUGCGUGAAGGGGGGGUGGGGGCCGGCAUGGCGGCAAAAGGGGGCAGCGCAGGAAGUUUGGAAAGAGUAGGGGGAGAAGAUGAGCAACAAGGAGACGGGGAGGCGUGUUUGGAGGAUGCGGGUGAGGGUAAAAGACCGAUGGCUGGUGGCGCAGCAGCAGGAGGGGCGAGGCAGAGGCAUGUGGGGGCGGGGGAGCAGCAAGAGCAGGAGCAGAGGAGCAAGGGUGAGAAGGGGUGGCAGGUGGAGUGUGUGGGUGACGAGAGGCACUUGGCGGAUGGGCAUGCUCUUAGACAAAAGGACGAGGCAGAGGUCAUGGAAAUGCGGACAACUAGAGAAGGUGAUGCGGAAUCUUCUAAGGUGGUAGAUGAAACGGUAGAUGAAACGCAUGUACAGUUACAGGCACUGACACAGACCGAGGAGCUGACGGAUGGUAGGAACCAGACACGUGUAGGUGGGGCGGGUGGGACAGGGGCACGGAUUGAGUCUCAAGCAAGUGAGGUUGCACAUGUACAGGUGGCACACGCUGACGUGGCACAGGCUGAGUUGGCUAAAGCGGGUGCAGAUAGGGUUAGGCACGAAGAGGGCAAGGCGGGUCCCUGUGUUGAGCUUCUGCCGAGGAAUGGAGUGCAAAGGGAGGGCGCGCAGAAGGAAGGAGCGGAGAGGAAGGGAGUGGGAAGGGAUGAAACGAUGAGGCAUCACAAGGGGCGGAAGACAGGCGAGCAUCAGCAAGCAGGGGGGCAAAGGCGGAGAGUGAAGGCAGGGUGGGGACGGCAGGGAGGACAGCAGGAGCAGCAGGCGAGUGGGCAGGCGCAGGAGCAAGGCUGGGAGGAAGGGCAGGCAGGGAUGCAGGGGCUAGAGAGAAGAGGGGAGGAAGGUGUUGAGACGGGUGGUGUUGGCACUGGAAGAGAGGCGAGCGGCAUGCAGAGAGGGCAGGCGGGCAGCAGUCCGCGGCACAUGUUGACAGAUGCCCAUGCUGCUGAAGCCAUUCCCGCUCACACUGCUACGCACCCCGCUGCUCACACUCGUGCAGUGUCCCCUCCACGUGAACUGCCACCGACCAUGCACCUGCCUGCAGCGCUGCUGAUUGCUGAAACGAGUCCAGGCUUGGUGGUUGAUGCUGCUUGGAGUGGGGCUGCGCUAGGGAAGGCACAAGGAGGGCAGCAAGAUGUGGAGGAGGCGGAGGGGGCGCAGACGCAGAGGCAUGAAGGCAUGGCGGUACAGAGGCAGCAAGAGCAUGUGAAGCAGGAAGAGGAUGAACGGAAGGAAGAGGACCGAGUCGAGGGGGCGAGGGAGGUGGUGAAAGGGAAAGAGCGAGAGGAGGGGCCAAUGGAGCGACAGCAGCAACAGCAGCAGCAGCAGCAGUUGGAAGGAGUGACAGGCAGUGGUGGCUGUGCAGGGUGGGGCAUGGGAAUGGCACCAGGUGGGGGCGUGCCAACGGGUGUGGGAGUGCAAGGGAGCAGCCCUGUCACGAGCCCUCUCCGUGCACCUGCUGCUUUCCCCUUUACAACCCCUGCUGCUGCUGCCUUCCCGUCUGCCCCUGCUUCCUCACGCUCCCCUCUUUCUUCUCCGCCCCCUGCUCCUGUUUCCACUCCUGCACCUGCUCUUGCUCCUGCUGUCCCUGCUGCCCCUGCUACUGCUGCCCUUACUACUGCCAAUGCUACUGCUACUGCUGCGCGCGCCAGUCCCAACCAUGUCAUCAGCGCCAGCCCACUCUCCAGCCCUCUCCACGGCUUGCCCGAUCCUCUGCCUCCUGCCGUUGCCGUUUCUGCUCCCACUGCCAAUAUGGCUCCUGCUGCUGCUGCUGCUGCUGCUGGCAGUGGUGGCAGCAAAGGGAAGGGGAAGCGAGGGGGAGGUGCGGGUGGAAGCAGUGGGAAGGGAGGGAAGGGGAAAGGGCGAGAGGCAGGGGCAGGGGCACACGGGAAGAAAGCAACACCGAUUGCAGCUGGCGCUACAGAUGGUGACCCAGUUCCUGCUGCUGGGAAAGCUGCUGCUACAACUGUGCCUGACCGCAGCGCUACAGUUGCUAUGGCUGCUACAGCCGGACAAGCAAAUGCUCUGUCUGGUGAAGCAGGAGGCACAGCCGACAAGGGGAGCGGACUAGCGAGUGGUGCUGGUGGUGGGGGUAGGAGAGGCGAGGAGAGAAUGGAGGAGGUUAGCAGAGAAGCCCACGGGGCAGCAGGAGCAGUAGGAGUGAGUGAGAAAGGAGGGAGUGAGAAUGUGCUGGAGAAAGGAUUGAGUGAGAGGAGCCGCAGAAAGAGGGUGCUUAACUCGAGGUACUAUGAGGGGGGGUUCCAAUACGAGGGUGACUAUACUGAAGGGGAGGAGGGGCAGCCGUCAGAACCAGACAUGGACUGGCAUCCCACUGGUGCUGACGUGGCAGCAGCUGGAAGGGGAGGAGGAGCGGGAGGAGGAGGGAUGGGCAUGGGAGGUCAGAGUGGGGACUAUGCUGCCACAUUAGGGUUUAGUGUAGAUGCUGACGUGGCAGGCAUGGCAAGAGCCGUGAUGGGCUGGGGAAGGCAGCAGGUGGGUGAGGGCGCUUCCUCUCUGCCCGAUGCUGCCAACAUGCUUGGGCCUGCUGCUGCUGCUGCUGGUGUGGCUGCUGCUGCUGCAGGUGGUGGUGGUUGGGGGGCAGAAGGAGAAGUGAGAAGAGCGGUUGGGGGAAAGGGAGCAGGCAGGGGGAGGGGAGGGGGGAGGGGCGUGGGGAAAGGGGACGGUGCUGCUGCUGUGGGGGGAAGAGCAAAGCGGGGCAGGGUGGGCGAGAGCGGCUUGGAGGCUGCUGGGGACAGUGCAGGGGAAGAGGCGGGGGAGGGGGGUGAGGAGGGGGAAGGUGGGGAUGGUUGGGCAGGGGGGGUGGAGGAGGUUGGUGGUAUAGGAGUGGUGUCAUGGCAGGUUGUUGCUGCUCCUGCGAAGGAGAGACCUCCAGCAAAAAAGAAGAAAUCCUCACUGUCAUCUUCAGCAGCAGCACCACCACCACCACCGGUACCAGCAGCAGCCGGCAUGACAUCCCCCCAGAGGCAGCUGUUGGCUCAGCAGCAGCAGCAGCAGCAGCAGGUGCAGCAGCGGGGGGCUGGUGUGGCGGGAGGCGGGGGCAGAGGGAAGGGUGGCGGCAGAAAGGGCGAGGCGAGGUGGUCGCGGACGCCUGGGGGGGUCAGCCUGCUAGGGGGUGCUCUGGAUGGCAAGCUGCAGGAAGCUUCCUGGAUGGAGCUCUCCAGCAUGGUCGGCCUCUCCCCUGUCCCGGCGCUCACCCCCCUGCCUCCCGCCGCCCUUGCCGACCACCCUGCCGCCCUCUCCUGUGGUCUUGCCGCCCGGGCCCUUUCAAGUGGAACCGUGGGAAAGCAGCAAGGAGGGGGAUUCACUGACUCUGCGGGUGUGGGGGGCGGGGCGAGAGGUGGGGAAGAUGAGGGGUUGGGGGGGAUGGGUGGUGGGGGCAGGGAUUGGGGGGGAGGAGGGGGCAGUGGGGAGAGUGGGGAUGAGGUGGGAGCUCCUAUGAGCCCCUCGGGUACACCCUUGAGUCCUCCCUCCCUGCAGCAGCAGCAGCAGCAGCAGCAGCGUCAUGGGAUGGAGAGGGGGAGUGUGGCAGCAGCUGCUGCUCCUGCAAGUGGUGGUGGUGGCGGCGGGUCGAAGAAGGCGGGAGGCGGGGCGGGUGAUGCGCGCAUGUACACGGCGAAUGGGGGGCUGCGGCGCAAGCACCACCGGCCGUGGACGCUGAGGGAGGUGAUGAUCCUCGUGGAUGGCGUGGCGCGGUGUGGUGGAGGCAAGUGGGCUGACAUCAAGAAGCUUGCCUUCGCCUCCAUUGGCUACCGCACUGCUGUUGACCUCAAGGACAAGUGGCGCAAUCUGCUGCGUGCAAGCCGGAUGGCGCUCCAGCCACCCAAAGAGCAUGUUUCCUCCCCCUCUACUCCCCCACAACCACCUCCCACACAUGACCCUCAUCUCUCUCCUCCACCCCUCCCCCUCCUCACCUUCUGCCACCUCUCCCUCCCUUUUCUGCCUCCCCUUCUCCCCUCCCCCUCUCCUCCUCUCCCCCUCCCCCGUUCCCCUCCUCCCCUCUGGAUGGCCACAUGGGGGCAGGGCGAGCAGCGCAAGAAGCAGGUGUCGGCGUCCAUCCCCCCGGCCGUGCUGGCGCGUGUGAGGGAGCUCGCUCAGCAGCAGGAGGCGCAGGCACACCUCAAGCUGCACGCCAGCACUGCAGGGGGGGGCGCAGGGGGGGCAGCGGCGGCAGGGGGAGGGGGAAGUGCGGGGGAAGAGGGGUCAGGGGAAGGAGGGACAGGGGGAGGAGGGGGAGCAGAGGAAGGUGGGAUGACAGGGGCAGGGGCGGGAGGCAAGGAAGGGGAAGGUGAGGGACACCAAGAUGCUGCUGCUGCUUCUGACCCUCAUUCUGUCUCUCCAACGGCCCUCUCUGCUGCUGCUGCUACUGGAAGGGCCGGACGGGUCGUGACUGACCCUCAAGCACCGCCCCUGCAUGCAUCCACACCAGCUUCCGGCACCCCUCUCAGCCCUCCCGUGCACCGCCUCACCUCCCCCUCUUUCCCCUCUGCCUUCCCCUCCACUCUCUCUCACCCCUCCUCUCCUGCCCCCGCCCUGCCAAACCUGUUUCCUGCGCCUCACUUUGGCCCGGACCGGACGUCUGCAGAGGAGGAGCACGGAGGGUCGGGAGAUGGGGGGGAGGAGAUGGCAGCUGGUCGGCGGGCUGUCGCAGGCAUGGCGGGAUCGCUGUCGGGCGACGAUCUGGCGAACGGCAAGGCGCUGGUGCCGUUCCUGCAGCGCGCCGAUGAGCUGCAGAAGCACGACCCGCUCGUCGCUUACUACUGUCGGCUGUACGCGAUGGACAAGGGGCUGCGCGUGCCCAGCAAGGAGCGCAGCGCGGCCGUGAACGCGCUGCUCGUCUCCAUCAUGAGCCGCCUCGAGAAGGACAAGGCGGCGCUGCAGCUGUCGCCCGACGACGGGCUGCACGUGGAGGGCUUCGCGCAGCGCGUGUUCAGCAAGGCGGACAAGCAGGACCGCGCCGCCCGCGCUGACAUGGGCACGGCCAAGACCUUCUAUGCGGCGGGGAUAUUCUUUGAAGUGUGCCGCCAGUUUGGGGAGCUCGCUCCCGAGGUGGAGCAGAAGCAGCGCUACGCCGUGUGGAAGGCGGCGGACAUUCGCAGGGCGCUGGCGGACGGCAGGCGCCCCACGCCCGGCCCACCGGGGGGCGACGCUGAUGCCACCGCUGCUUCUCCCGCCGAUGCUGCCGCUGCUUCUCCCGCCGAUGCUGCCGCUGCUGCAUCAGCCCCUGCCGUGGCCCCUCCUGCAGCGCCCUCAUUCCCCUCAGCAGACUCCCUGGAUGCCAUGUUCUCCGGCCCUCCUCCUCCUGCUGCUGCUCCCAGCACCUUUGGUGCCAACGCUGCCCCAGCUGCCCCCGGUGGUGCCAGUACCACGGGUGGUUCCGGCAGGCUGCAGGUAGCGAGGCCGGUGGGAGCUGGGAGCGCUGCCAUGCAGCCCAACCCUCAUGGCCAAGCGAAUCCGUAUUACCAGGGCCAUGGGGAUUACUCGCAAGCACCCCAGGGGCAGGCAGCACAGGCAGCACAGGCGGCGCAGGCAUGGCAGCAGAGCACAGCCGCGUCUGACAGCGCGUUUAUCACCUCCUUUGCCAGCGCCCCUGCUGCCCCUUCCUCCUCCCUGCCCACGCCUCCCGCCCCCUCCUCGGUCUCCCCACCAACCUUCACCCACUGGACUCCCGACUCUCACUACCCCUCUGCCACGCCACCCACCGCUGCCAACCCUUCAACCCAGUCAGCCCUGUUUGCCCCAGCAGCAGGCGGGUGGGCCCAACCUGCUGCUGCUGCCGCGCCGCCAUACCAGCAGCCACAGGCAGCAGCAGCAGCCGCGGCGGCAGCAGCGGGCGCUUUCACAAACCCCAUGUUUGCCACCCCGCCUGCCCCGAAUGCCGCCCCUGGUUCUGCCCUUGCGCCCAGUGCCACAGCUGCUGCUCCUGCAGCGUUUUCCUUCAUGCCAGGCGGUUCUGCCGCUGCCAGCCCAGGCGUGGGUGUGGCAGGGGGUACCUCUGGGUCACAUCCAUCGCAGUCGCCCCCACAUUCGGGGUACGGUGGAGGUGGUAGAGGUGUAGCGUCAGGCGGAGGAGCAAGAGCAGGACAGAAUGUUGCAGCAGCAGCGAAUGGGUCUGCGGCCAUGGGCAGCGUCUCAAACUCUCAAGGCCCAGGGCCUCGCGAGGUAGCGGAUGCGCACAAGGCGGCUCGAUAUGCCGUGAGUGCGCUUGCGGGUAAUGACGUUCCCACCGCUGUUGAUUUUAUUAGAAAGGCCUUGGCUUUGCUGGAGCAAGCUGGUGGCUAUUAG
Molecule: messenger RNA, 9753 nt
Organism: Closterium sp. Naga37s-1
Lineage: Eukaryota; Viridiplantae; Streptophyta; Zygnematophyceae; Desmidiales; Closteriaceae
Source: the annotation of a GenBank genome assembly